CCCCCCCCCCCCGCGGCGACGUCAUCCGGGCUCUGCAACCGCCGGGGCGGCGCGCGCCGCUGCUGCAGUUGCUGCAGGAGGAGGAGGCGGCGGCGCGAGCGCGGGCUGGAGAUGGCGUCCGCUACCGACUCCCGCUAUGGACAGAAGGAAUCCUCGGACCAGAACUUCGAUUACAUGUUCAAGAUCCUGAUCAUCGGCAACAGCAGCGUGGGGAAAACCUCCUUCCUCUUCCGGUACGCCGACGACUCCUUCACGCCCGCCUUCGUCAGCACCGUUGGCAUCGACUUCAAGGUCAAGACCAUCUACCGGAACGACAAGCGCAUCAAGCUGCAGAUCUGGGACACGGCCGGCCAGGAGCGGUACCGCACCAUCACCACCGCCUACUACCGCGGUGCCAUGGGCUUCAUCCUGAUGUACGACAUCACCAACGAGGAGUCCUUCAACGCCGUGCAGGACUGGUCCACCCAGAUCAAGACCUACUCCUGGGAUAACGCCCAGGUCCUGCUGGUGGGGAACAAGUGUGACAUGGAGGACGAACGCGUCGUCUCCUCGGAGAAGGGCCGCCAGCUUGCCGAGCACCUGGGUUUUGAAUUUUUUGAGGCCAGCGCCAAGGACAACAUCAACGUCAAGCAGACCUUCGAGCGGCUGGUGGACAUCAUCUGCGAGAAGAUGUCGGAAUCGCUGGACACGGCCGACCCGGCGGUCACCGGCGCCAAGCAGGGCCCCCAGCUCACGGACCAGCAGGCCCCCCCGCACCAGGACUGUGCCUGCUAGGGCCAGCCUCCCCACCCCCGACCCCCCCUACCCCCCCCAAAAAAUCGGUCAGUGCACCCCUCCCUGCCACCCCCCCCCGCCCCAAGCCCCUCUUCUUGGGGGUCCCGCGGGGGCUUUUGCUGCUGAUACCUCCGAAAGGGCUGCGGCCCCUCUAGGAGCCUUCCCCCCCCCCCCCAAUUCAGUUAGGCUGUGCCCCCCCUGCCCCUUAAUUUAUUUUUAAGCCUGGGCUGGUAGAAAACUCCCCCCGUUCUGCUUUUAAUCGCUCCACGAGCUCCGCUCUCCGAGAAAUAUAAUUUUCUCUGUCUCCUCACCGCCGCCGGCUCCCAUCACCACCGGUCCCAUUCCCUCCCCGGGGAGCAGGGACGGACCCCCUGCCCAGGGUUGGGGGGGGGGGCUGCGAUGGGACCCCCAAAACCUUGUCCUAGGUGGGAGUCCCUGUGUGUCCCCCUCCCCAGCCUGGCAGUGAUCCCACCUGCCCAAAGAGCUCCUGGGGGCUCUUUGCACCUGGCUCCCCUCCCCUGAUGAAUGGAUAUUUCCUAACUCUUGUUUAUUUGUAUAAAUAGAUGCUAAUUUAUGCUCCCGCCGUCUUCCUCCUUGUACAUAAGAAAAACUCCUUGUAAAUAGGCAUAGGAAGUGAUGCUGUGCGCGUGACCUGCUGUGCUGUGGCCGUGUUGGUGCAUUUUUUUUUUUUUUCUCUGUGUGGUAACCUUGCUUGUGAAUAUCACUUUUGAAAAAUCUAUUAUUUAAAGGUUUAAAAAAACAAAAAAUACAUGAGCGAGGCUAGCCGAGCAAGCUGUAGCAAAUUAGCCCCAGUUCAGGGACGGGGGACCUUUGCAGAGCCCCCGGUUUUGGCUCGUGGGGGGCGAGCAGGGCUCGGAGGAGCGUCACUAAUUUGCUACAGGGCGUUUGGCUCCUCGUGUGUUCCUGUAGUACCGUGCUUCUGUGGAGACUGUGAAUAAGUGGAUAUUCCUGUAGCGAUGAUGGACCCAGAGGUCUUGCUGCCCUCUUUUAUUUAUUUUUCUUGGAGCGCUGUGAUUUUCCCCCCUUCCCAGACCCCCAGUACCAUCUUCCUCCCUUCCCCUUUCCUAUUUUUUGUGAAGUUUACUUAUGGAAGAGUUACACUGUACUGUACAAAUGUCAAAAGUGUCAAAAGAGUACAAUUUCCUAAAAAUCACUGUAUUAAAGAAAUGUUGUGAAGAAAUAAA
Harpia harpyja (harpy eagle) is the source of this 1979-nucleotide messenger RNA. It is a transcript of the gene RAB3A, whose product is annotated as RAB3A, member RAS oncogene family. Gene Ontology annotation, molecular function: GTPase activity; GTP binding. Gene Ontology annotation, cellular component: plasma membrane; axon; synaptic vesicle membrane. Gene Ontology annotation, biological process: regulation of synaptic vesicle fusion to presynaptic active zone membrane; protein localization to plasma membrane; regulation of exocytosis. Lineage: Eukaryota; Metazoa; Chordata; Aves; Accipitriformes; Accipitridae. The record is from RefSeq and is a predicted model, not a curated record. The transcript is spliced from 5 exons. Bases 112 to 774 code for a protein of 220 amino acids.